Messenger RNA from Neopelma chrysocephalum (saffron-crested tyrant-manakin), 3185 nucleotides. It is a transcript of the gene FANCC, whose product is annotated as FA complementation group C. Lineage: Eukaryota; Metazoa; Chordata; Aves; Passeriformes; Pipridae. Gene Ontology annotation, biological process: nucleotide-excision repair; interstrand cross-link repair; cellular response to oxidative stress. Gene Ontology annotation, cellular component: Fanconi anaemia nuclear complex. The transcript is spliced from 16 exons. The record is from RefSeq and is a predicted model, not a curated record. The coding region runs from base 167 to 1849 and encodes 560 amino acids.
GGGUAAGGGAUGGGAAGGGCCGGGAAGGGCAGGGAGACAGGGCACGGGGGACCCUCUGCGUGACUUGGGACAAAUAAUUUUCUGUUUGUGCCUCUGUUUCCUCAUGCUUAUGCAGAAAUGCUUUUAACUCUGCAGAACUGAAGUAUUUCAGUGAAAGGAUUGUGUAAUGGCCCAGGACACUGCAGUACCCAAACUGAACUUUGAAUAUUGGUUGGAUAAAGCUGUUGAAUGGGGUCAAGCCACUACACUGGAAUCCCAGAAAGAUGUGUGCCUUCACUUGCCCCAGCUGCAGGAGUUUCUGCAUCAGCUUCAUGAAACUUUAAAAGAUGUGCAGGGUUCAGUUGCAGCAAUCCAGCAGUUCCCUUUAAUUGGACAGCUUCUAGGAAGGCUCUGUUGGAAUCCUUUUGUUAUAGGACAUGGUGAAAGCCAGAAGACUCUGAUGUGGUGCUUGUGCUGUCUGUACAGCAGUGAGCCACAGAACCCCCUGGAAGUGAAGGCCAACAGCUGGAUAAGGAGUUUGCUGUGCCAUCUCCUUUCUUCUUCUGAGUGGGAAAGUAAUGAAGCUGAAACCAGUCCCUUCAUCUCAGCUCUGGGCUACACGUCAGCAGAUUAUUAUGGUCACUUAGUUAAAAAUAUGGUCUUUUCAUUAGUGACAGAACUCAGAGAAAAUCCUUUCAAUGGGCUUAAUAAUCAGAGGAGUGUUUCAGCCAGUCGUGUGAAUGCUGUGUCCAUUUUCUGUGUCCCUCUCAUUACUUUGCCUGACCUGACUCCCUUGCUGGAAACUCUUCUUCUUUACCAUGGAGAUUCACCCAAAGAAAUUCUCUGUCCAGAGUUUCUGGAGGCUGUGAAUGAGGCCUUCUUAAAGAAGCAGAUCUCCCUUCCUGAACCAGCUGUCUGCAGCCUCUGGCUUCGUCACUCACCAAGCCUGGAAAAAGCCACCUUACACCUUUUAGACCAGUUGGUUUCCAGUCAGCUGAACUCACUGGAAGAAGUGGCUUCUGUCAUAAAAGACUCAUUGCUGCCACAAGCAGCAAGCCAUCCUGCCAUUUUCAGAGUUGUAAAUGAAAUUUUCAAGAAUGCACUGCUGGAAACUGAUGGAAGUUCAGAAGUUAUGACCAUAAUACAGGUGUUUACACAGCUCUUCCUUGAGGCUCAUCAGAACCAAAACGAGCAGCAUAGAUUUCCAUUGAAGGCAUACUUCCCUUGCCAUCACCAGCCUCUGGUAAGAGCUCUACUCAGACGUCCUGCUGAACUCCCAACUGCUUCCUGGUCUCAACACUUGAAAAACAUUUCAGAUAUGCUCAAAGCAUUAGUAGAAGAUACAAAUAUUAGUUCUCUCACUGACCUUUUUGAAACCUGGUUUUUGGUUGCCCGUUUUGGAGAAUGGCUGGAUGUUGCAGCAGAACAAUUGCUGAAGGCUGCUGGACAACCAGGUGCUUUGCUGUGGCUGCUGGCAUUUUACUACUGUCCUCAGAAUGAAAACCAGCAAAGGACUCAGACAAUGGUAGAAGUUCAAGCAGUCUACAAUCAUCUAAUGAUGCUCUUCAGCUGUACAGACCUUUCUCUCAGGGAUCUGGAGGCUGCUGUGCACAGGAUAAGGGAGACAGAGCAGUGCUGGAACCAGCACCUCAUGACACAUCUUCUGACCAGCUUUUUGCUCUUUUCAUCUGGUGGACAUAUGGUUGCCCAGGAAUGUAUUGACCAUAUUACUGAGACAACUGACACAAGCAAGGAAGUUUACAGCCUUCUUAUCCGUACUGCACACAGACUGAAACAUCUUGGAGAAGGAAACCAGAGGACUGUCAAGCUGCUGAAUGAACUCCUUCAAAAACUUACAUUGAAAGUUUAGAUUUUUAAUAUCAUCUAUUUAUCAGGCCAACAAAUCAGAUCUUCAACUGUCUUUAUUUGUUACUGUCAGAAUUCCAUUAGCAUCUUGCACUGCAGGUUACCAAGGGUAGAAAGACACAUACAUAAGCGUAUCUCCUAAUUUCCUAUUCCCUCAUCUAUAUUUUAAAAUAGUCUGUUGUUUGGAAAUGUUAAUCUUUUGAAACAUGAUAAUAAAUAUUAAAGAUGGUUGAAAAUUUUGUUCUGAACACCUCCUGCAACAUGAGACCUACAUCAGUUAAAGCAGUUCACUCAUCUCCUUGUUGUUUAUCUGGCUGAGGAUCAGUUUUUCUCCCGAAUCACAGAUCUGGGGGUUUUUUUUUUAGCAAACCAUAUCCAAUUGCUUGAUUGGUAAGUUGUUCCUAAAAUGUUUUGUUGUAUAAUUCUGCUUUUAUGAAACCAACACUGGUCUCAGAUGAUUCAUGGUGAAGGUACUCCACGUUCUCAGGAAGUCAGGGAUGUUUCCUCAGCUCUUUCCUUCUUUCUGAAAAUGUUUCCAACAUGAAACUUCUCCCAGAUUUGCUAAAUGUGUUUCUUUCAGUGCUGCAGCUUCCACAGGAGAGUGUUCACUGCAAAGCGCUAUUCCAAUAGCUGCUCUUUGUCAGCAGAGCAGGUAAAGAUUGCUUGUAGAGCCCACUGAACAGUGUGCCAUGACUGAUGGUAUUGUUGGUCAUUCAAGGAAUAUUUUCUAUUAUUCAGACAAAAUAGGGCAGGCACAGCAGAGACAUAAGGACAUUUUCCAGUUUGAGGGCCAAAUUUCCUAAAAGGAGCAUAUGGUUGCAAAUCAUUGCCUUCAUUUCUGUGUCCAGAGGUGGUUUGCUUCCUUCUUUGUUUAGGUUUUUUGUCUCAUACAAAGAGCACAGACAGGGAGCAAUGGCUUACUUUUUUACCUUGGGGGAAGUAUUUGUCCCAAGAAGUUUUGUGAACCUGUUCCUAGCUUAACCAGAAAAAUAAGCAGGCAGAAUAGUAAUAACAGGGGAUCAUAACUUUCCUCAGUAAUUUGUUCUCAUGUGUUACUUGGGUUUGGUGCCAAAACUUGUGCUGUGUUCAAAGGUGCUGCUUGGAAUACUGUUCUCACAUAUAAAAUCAGUCAUGUAUCUUGAGUCAAUACAGCUUUUUGAAUGUAACAUUUGUUUUUGAGCAAGGGAAAAAAAAACAAUGUACUUAGUGUCCCUUGGCUGUAACAAGUGGAAAGAUAUUUUCUGUAAUGCUGUUGACUGAUUUCUUACAGUUUUGUUCCUAGUGAGUCAUCCUGCAGGAGUUACAUGCCCUCUCAAUGGGUUUGCUAGUGAAGUAAAAGC